Gaeumannomyces tritici R3-111a-1 is the source of this 1952-nucleotide messenger RNA. RefSeq lists its product as hypothetical. NCBI's taxonomy places the organism in Eukaryota, Fungi, Ascomycota, Sordariomycetes, Magnaporthales, Magnaporthaceae. The record is from RefSeq and is a predicted model, not a curated record. The coding region runs from base 28 to 1509 and encodes 493 amino acids. The transcript is spliced from 3 exons.
CUCAACUCCAUCGAGGAGGACGUCGACAUGGUCAAGGCGGAGCCCCGCUGCGGCUCGGAGGAGCCGUGGCGGUCAUCCCCCUCGCCCGCCGCGUCGUCAUCGUCGUCGUCGUCAUCGUCGUCCGCCGCCAGCACCCCGUCGUCGGCGUCCUUCACGCCCGCCAUGUCGCCCGCCGGCCCCUCGCGGGCUGCGGGCUCCGACGUGGGCGACUCGGACGCGAUCGACAUCAAGAUGGAGAUGGUAGAAGAGAAGGCCGGCAUCGUGUCCAACUCCGUAUCGCCCGCCCCUCCCCGUUUCCAUCCUGCAAACUACCACCAGUCCCUCUCCCUCUCGCAGUAUCCCAUGUCCACCUGGCAGGCACCGCCCCCCGUCUUGGGCUGGGCGGCCUGGAUGGCGCCGCCGUCGGGGCUCUACCCGCUGCACCGGCUGAACACGUACCCGCACGGCCCAAUGUCCAUGUCUGACACGGACAUGGCAUACGCGCUCGCCUUGCCUCGGCCCAAAAGCCUCUACCUGCCGCACGAGUGCGCCGGGCUUGCUGGAGGGCCAAGUCUGAUGGCUUUCCACUGCCACAUGCUGCAGUUCAGGCUACCAAAGCUCCGCCUGCACGGAAAGAGCAUCCGCGACCUUGGAUUCGAAUACCUCGACGCAAAGCGCAGGUGGAACAUGUACCCCAACGACGACAUCCUCGGGAUCGCGACGGAGCGGCUGGCGUGGAGGGCCAUGGUCGCCAUCAUGUCCUUCCGGGAGGAGGAUCACGUGGCCAACUUUGUCAGCGAGGUGCACGAGGCCAUCGCGGGGUGCCGGCCCGACCUCCCCACGCGCCACCUGGAGGCGGGCCUGCACGGCACGCUGUCCAUGAUCCGCCUCAUGCGCCAGUGGUGCCGGGAGCCCGCCGCGGUCCGCAUGGCCGAGGAGCUGGCCGUCGAGCUCGUCUGGCGGCUCAACUUUGACUACGUCGGCUACGUCGAGGACGGCACCCUCUGCGGCGCCGACGGCGGCAUGCGCGCCAUCUUCACCGACUACUGCAGCAUCGAGGACGACCUCGGCCUCCUGGCCGAGAUCACCUCGUUCUUCCCCGAGGGCGCCAGGGAGUGCCGCGGCGUUCGCAUGGUAACGUUUGAAGAAGAUGGACUCCCGGACGGCAUUACCUACGAGACAAAAAUCGCCAUCCUCAUCAACGAGACCAUCACCCUGCUCGAGGAGCGCACCGACUGCGUCAACUGGCCCCGCGAGGUGGCCGAGCACUGCGCCCGCUACGUCCUGAGGAGGGGCCCUUGGUACGCCUACAGCUGCCUGUGGCACCUGGACCGCUGGCUGUGGGGCUCCUCCCGCGCGAGCGAGCGCCUCAAGGACAGGGUCUCGGCCGCGCUCCGCCUCGUCAGCCAGCACUCGCACGACCGGAGGUUCCCGCCCGUCCCGGCCCCCGAGAAGGCGCCCGUCACGAAAUGCGGAGAUUGUGGCUGCCACCCGAAUCCGCCGCCUGCCUUUGAGGAGUCUUCUCAGUGACUCUCUCCUCUUGCCGCGUUUUCCCUCCGCUCCGCCACCAACCCACCCUUUCCGAUCUGGUUUCUCCUGCCGAAGACGUCACCCUCUGUAUUUCGUGUAUUUCUCACCUUCAUAUGCGGACACAUGCCUCGUUGACGUUGUUGUUGCACACACAGAAAACCAAAACAACAAAAAAACAACAAAAAGGUUGAAACAUCCAGCCACCGCGACGCCUCUCACAUCAUACUGUCCGGCUUCCUCAUUUAUUUGCUUUUGCUUUUAUAAAUGGUGUCGUUUCCUUGCUUCACGGUGUCAUUAUUCAUAUUUCUCUUGGCCUCCCGGCGUCACUCGUCUAUUUGUUGGGGAUACUUUGGUGCAAGUCGUUUCUUUUUCCGCCUUCCGUGUUAUUUCAGUCGCUUCACGUGGAACACUUGUUUACAAAACAACCCAAAAAAAAAAAAAAA